Maylandia zebra (zebra mbuna) is the source of this 2513-nucleotide messenger RNA. RefSeq names its product beta-1,3-galactosyltransferase 2. NCBI's taxonomy places the organism in Eukaryota, Metazoa, Chordata, Actinopteri, Cichliformes, Cichlidae. The record is from RefSeq and is a predicted model, not a curated record. Gene Ontology annotation, biological process: protein O-linked glycosylation. Gene Ontology annotation, molecular function: N-acetyl-beta-D-glucosaminide beta-(1,3)-galactosyltransferase activity. Gene Ontology annotation, cellular component: Golgi membrane.
UGCAACAGCCAGAUGAACAGAAUCAGCUUUCUGGGAUUUCCUUCCUUGGAUUUAUCUGAUUGAACUUACAUCAAUUCAGCAAUUGCAGAACAAAAAAAAGUCGGAGGGUUGGGAGUGGUCUGUGGCUGGUCUGAGCCUCUGGUCUCAAUGAGGAAGUAUGUCUGGUCUGAGCCUCUACAAGCGCAAUGCUACAGAAUAAAAAGGAAUUAUUCCGAUCUUGUCUUGUACCAAAGCUUAUACCAGAAAUCAUUCUUCACCUGCUGAAAAUGCCGGAGAACACAGUUUCCAAAGGUGAAAGGACUCCGUGGAUAAAAUUUAGAAGAUGCUUGUGGUAUGUGGCGGCUUUGAUCAUGGUCGGGACUUUAGUGAUCUACAGCUCCGUUUUCCAAGAAUCAUGGUCUUUAAACCCAAGGACAUCCACCCCAAACUCAAGUACCUCUCACGACAGUGUACCUCCUCUAGUUGACGAGUACACUGUGGCGUACCCACACGAGUACCAUUUCAUAUUGGAUGAACUGAACAGAUGUCGGGAGGAAAGCCCAUUCCUGGUUCUAAUGAUCCCGGUUGCACCCCACAACAGAGAGGCUCGUCACAUGAUCCGCAGCACGUGGGGGAAUGUAACAACGGUGCAGGGCAAAGUGGUCAGCCACUACUUCAUACUGGGACAGUCCAGAGAGGAAAAUGGAGCAGAGACCAUUGAAGAACAACUGUUACGUGAAAGCCGGGACCAUCGUGACAUUCUCCAGAGUGACUUCUUGGACAGCUACCAUAACCUCACCAUCAAAACAAUGCUUAUGUUUGAAUGGCUCAGCACCCAUUGCCCCCAGACCUCCUAUGCCAUGAAGGUUGAUAGCGACACGUUCCUCAAUGUGCACAACCUUGUCGGGAUGCUUUUAAAGGCCCCUCAACAUCUCUACAUGACAGGAAACAUGGUAAGGUUUGCUCCUGUUCUUCGAGACCAAAACUCUAAAUGGUUUUUGCCGUUUUCCACCUUCCCCGAGUCAGUCUAUCCAACUUAUGCCAUUGGACUGGGCUAUGUGUUCUCUCUGGAUUUAACCAGGAAGAUACUGGAGGCUGCUCAGCAUGUCAGAGCUCUUUACAUUGAAGAUGUGUAUGUGGGACUGUGCAUGAAACAUCUGGGUAUUCCACUGACAGAUCCUCCUCGUAAUGAUAUGUUUAUGAUUUGGAAGCCAUCAGACACGGACAACUGUUACUGGACUUCUGUCAUAACAACAUUGCUGCACAGCUCUAACCAGCUUUUGGACGUAUGGAAAUCUUAUCAAAUUCAAGCACAAAGUGGAUGUUAAACACCUGCUUCUUACUACAGUGCGAUGAAGAGUUUUUCUAUUUUAAUCAUUUUAAUGAUUCAAUAUGAUCUUUAUGUCCGCUGUUAGCUUACUGGUCCACAAUGAAGAAUGUAAAUUUUACAAAAGCGCAGGGAGGGAUUAAGAUGUUUACACUGUCCCCAUUCAAUUACUCUGCACAUUUUGAUACAUGCUGAGGUUUUAUUCACCUCAUAAUUCUUUUUCCAAAAACGUUUACUGUAGUAGGAUAUACAUUAUUAGAACAAUGCUGUUUGUGUUUCAGUGGAUUAAACACCCUGAGACAAUUUGUCAUAUGCAGGGCAACUCACACAGUAUUAAUAAUGAUAAUGUUGCUGUCAGGCAGCAGCGCUAAACACCAUAUUAAAUUUUUCCAAUUUGGCCUGUGCACACAACCACGGCAGACUCUAAAUCUGAGAAACCUGAUAUGAUUGAAGUACCCACUUCAACUUAAGUUAAAGCUGAAAGUUUGUGCUUCAAUCACACCUCGACUGAUUUAUUUAAAAUGCACUGUGGUGCUGUACAGACGCAGAAUUACAAACUGUAUCUGUGUUUCUGGAAUGGGCACUUUAUGGGUCAAAAUUACAGUCAGUCCGAUUGGUACUAAACCUGGUAUAGGCAGGACCGUCCUGGUACCGAAGCCACUCCCGUAAUAUUUGAUUGAUUUUUACUCAGGUCACACACGCUAACCUCACAUUAUAAAAAAGGCAAAUUUUUUACAUUGACGUGUCAUUUGUUCCAUGACUACGUAGUACUCAGUUGUCGCCAACUAAGGAUAGAAACCUAUUUAGGCGCACAUCUGUAAAUAAAGUCUUAUUUAUAUAAAGCGGCAGUGACGAUGAUGCUGUCACAGUUUGUUGCAUUUGUAUUUGUUUUAUUGUCGUGUUCAGGUCAAAUCUGAUUGAUUUACAAACUAAAGACUGAUAAAUAUUGUGUUUUACAUCUGGUUGCCUCAAGGCCUUACAACAUCCUCCACACUAUGCACUUGAACAUAUAAAAGCGAUGAGCACCGCUUUCGUUGAAUUUUGAGUGUUUUAAUCAGCUUUGUUACAUCUGUGGCGUUCCCGGUCAAAAGUGACUGCCAUAGAAAAUGAAUGGGAAUCCACCCCUCACCCCUCUUGCCCUUUACUAAUGUAAGAACUCUUUGUUUUGUGCCUUGAAAAUAUGUCGCUGAGAUAAUCACAACUGUAG